AUGCGCCAAGUUACUUACGUCAACGCUUUACACUUACAAAGACAGAAGAUGACUCGGCCUUGCAACAAACGAUCGGCAGCUGCCACCACAACCUCCAUCAAUGGUUCCGGAAAAGUCAAAAGACCGAAAGAGCAACGAGGGCAUCAAGACAAGUAUACAGAGGAAGCGUCUUCCUCAUCAGGCAAAGGAAAGAGGGUAGGCGAAGCAGAAACCCAUUCUCUGUAUGAUCUCUUGGGAGUAUCAAGCGACGCAACCCCCCGGGAGAUAACUGCGGCGUAUAGACGGCGUGCCUUAGUGUGCCAUCCGGACAAAGUUCGUCAGAGGGAAAGAACUAAAAUAGAAGGAGAAGAUGGAGGGAAAGGGAUGAAAGUUAAGUAUGAUGACUCAGCACAAGUGCUAUCUGUAGAAGAAGCAACUAAGCACUUUCAGAGGCUGCAGGCAGCAUAUGCUGUGCUCAGUGAUCCAAAAAAACGAGAAAGAUAUGACCGGACAGGAGAGACUGGAGAGGACCUUUUGGAGGGUAAAUCGUACGAGGAGGCGUACCGGUACUAUAGGGAAAAAUUCCCAGAGGUGACGCAAGAGGCAAUAGACCAAUUCAAAGCCAAGUACUUGAACAGCGAGGAAGAAAAGGAGGAUAUUUUAGACUUUGUGAACAAGUUCCGUGGGGAUCUCACUCUCUUCUUCGACUUUAUUCCUCUAAGCGAGCCCAGCGAUUGGAAGCGAUACAAGAGUAUCCUAUCCCUUUUGUUGGAGGAAAAGAAGGUUAAACGAACCGCUGCACUUGAGGAGACAAUUAGAAGUUUCGACAUGAUCGCCGAGAAGUUCACGAAAAAGACCAAAAAGGAAGAAAAGGAGGCAGCAAAGGGAGGCAAAAAGAAAAUGGACACUUCGAGUUUGGCCCUUGCAAUCCUCGGUAACAUGAGCAAACGGGAGGAGGCGGGCAACCGGUUCCUGAGCUCUUUAGAAGAGAAAUAUGGGAAGAAAAAAACUCGGAAGUAG
Molecule: messenger RNA, 999 nt
Organism: Cyclospora cayetanensis
Lineage: Eukaryota; Apicomplexa; Conoidasida; Eucoccidiorida; Eimeriidae
Product: chaperone protein dnaJ 6
Exons: 6
Coding region: 1-999 (332 amino acids)
Cellular component (GO): cytoplasm; nucleus
Molecular function (GO): heat shock protein binding
Source: RefSeq, a predicted model, not a curated record